This is a messenger RNA of Penicillium brasilianum, 5068 nucleotides long. Lineage: Eukaryota; Fungi; Ascomycota; Eurotiomycetes; Eurotiales; Aspergillaceae. The record is from the annotation of a GenBank genome assembly.
CCAUGUUUACCACCAAUUUCUUUUGAGAUAGCUAGUUUGAACAUUAUUUCUUCUCAUUUGAUCUGGCCCUUGACCCUGACACGAUGUUGAUUCGGAAAGAAAAAUCAAUCUCGCUCUCUAGCGGGACUAGCGGCGCCAGCCUCGUUCUUUGAGUUGUCCCCACAUCUACCAAAACCGAGCUCCUCCAGCUCCGAUAUGAAAUGAGAUUUUCCAAUGGCGGAUUCCUGGGCCAACCUCGUUGCCUCCGUUCCUUUUACAUGUGGGACUGGGCUUGCCCUAGAAACGAUCUGGCAUGCCAACCAAGAUUCCACUCCACUCGGUGCUUGCGGCCCUCCCUCACGAUUGGACAGCAACGUGUGUGAGCAUCUUUGCACGAUGUCAUCGCUUAGAGAUCUCCUAGUGAGAAAAAAAGGAGAUGGAAUCUUGUCCACGGAGACGUGUUUUCAGUCUGGUAUGCUAGAGAAGUGCUUCGUGACGUUGGGGAUCGCCGGUAUGGUUGUGUCAUCAUCUAGUUCCUCAAAAUUGGAUCCCGAUUGUUUGUUUUUGCUGCAAGAUGUCACCGAGCAACAGGAGGUGGGAUAUAGGGGGGUAACCAGAGAAGAGAGGAAAGCUGUGCCGGUCAAUAAUUUUUAGAAGCAAAGCAAGCCCCCUGCUCUUGCGGCUCCGAAUAGCGGGGUCGGCAAUUCCAGCCUAGUCAAGAGAGAGCUUGCGACUUCGAUCAAGUCGUCUUGAUGGCCAUCACGUACCCAUGGGCCGUGCCCUUCGCAGUCCCGAAGAUACAUGUGCUGCGACAAGAGUAUGUGCCCCAACAGGGGAUUGAAUAUGCACAGAUCGCGUGUCCUGCGGCACACUAAUGCGAGUAGAUGGCCACUUGGCUUGGAUUUUCCAAGGCCCGCCGGACCAAGUCUGACCAAUAUGGGCCGGAGAUGGACAUGGAAGAAAUCAAGGCUGGCGCGAUGUACCAGAGUCGGACGGCCGAGGAAGUUGUGCGCUAAGAAGAGAGGUAAGCUCUCGGCAGGCCAAGCAGCUCCCUUCCACUGAAGAUCUGAAAAUGCAGCAUAGCUGGGAAGUCAAGCAAGUUUUGGGUUAUCGGGUUCGGAAUCAAAGCUCCCCAGUGGAGAAAGCCGUGGGAACAAAGUAUCACAACGGCGGCAAUGGCGCAGGAGAGCCGGGCGGUUUUAUCUUCUCGGCAGGAGGUUAGCCAGUGGACCAGUCUCCAGGUCGGGUAUCAAAUAUGAGCAUGAUAGUGGAUAAGACAGAGAGUGGUCGUGGUCCUUGGACGGCCAUGAAGACUCGUCUGGACAAAAAGCAGCCAACUUGGCCAACAAAACAAGGAGCAGAGCAAAGGCCCGUCCACGGGCCUUGGGGGCCUUGGGGGCCUUGGGGGGGCCUUGGUAUGCCUUGGUAUGUGUUAAUUAGCCCAAUUCUAGCGUCCGAGCUAGGAGCGUUAGGGCGAUCAUUCACGAUCCACCGGUGAAACAUUGCGAUUCCUACAUGGGAGAAGCGCAAUAGGCCUAUCGUUUCUGCCUCUGACCGGGCUGAGAGGGGAGGAGAGGUACGUAAUGGCUGAUAAGAGCCCACCUUAUAGGGGCGCGUGCUAAGUAUAGCGUUGCCUGGGAUUUGCUGGUGCAUUGUCGAGGUUUUGCUGGCGAGUUGGGUUCCAAGCCUGUUUAGUUUCGUGUUGAAGACCGUUCAAUAGAUGAGGGCAGUCUCUUCGCACACCGUGGACUCUUCAGAUUGAUGAUUUGGAGCUAGCUAGCCUACUAACUUCUACCUACCACCAAGCUUGUUCGUCCUCGUCGAUUAUUAUUCUUGGUGGCUUUUUUUUCCCUCUUUCUCCCUCUCUCUCUCUCUCUCUCUCCUAAACCCUGAUUUUCCACAUUUUCGAAUCUCGCUCCCUUUUCCAUUGUCUACCUUGUUGAUUGAUCCCUCCUCCUUUGUCCUCAAUAAUUUCCUAGUUGCCCAUCUCCGGUUCUUGCGGGGCAAGACCUCCAGCCGCGUCGUUACUCGCCGCAAACGGUCGCGCUCUCCCGUCCCUGACGCCCUCCCAAACUUCUCUUUCCUUCCCCCCACGCCAGUUAGCCUCCAAUUACGGAAGCUACCUGGGAAGAUUUGGUGGUUCUUCUCCUGGCGAGAAGUUCCUAGCGUUUACAUCACUGCUGGUACCAUCCGGGCAUUCAUCCUCCGUCCAUCAUGUCGUUCUUGAAGCAGCUACGCCGACGCUCUAAAGCUAGCUUCCAUAGUACGGCCGAGUUGAAAACCCCCUCGCAUCAAGUAGAGGUGGUGUCCGGAAAAUCCUCCUCCACGAUUGACACCUCGUCCCAUGCCUCCAUUACUCCGCCCUCGUCGAUCAAACCGACCGUCUCCUCUCCCAAUCUCCCCUCGUUGAUCGAGUCCAAUGACGGCAGCUCCAUUAGCACGCCGUUGGCUCCCCCUCCACAACGGCUAGGACCUUUUGUGACCAAUUCACAGCGGAACAGCGUCGUGGGAAGCUCAUCUUCGUCGAUCAAUGGGGUCUACCGGUCCCCGAACCCAAGCUCGCCUUAUGCGCCCAGAAUAGUUUCGAUCGCCGAUAACUCGUGGGUCCACCAAAAAGUUCUACUUAUUUAUGGCCAGAUUGGAGAUCCUCGACACCAUCUAUUGGACGGAAAUAUCACCGUCUACCAUCACCAAGAUAAUUUCCCGUCAAUCGGCUGGCCCGUUACGGCAUCCCAUUUCAAAGCCCUCGUUCACCUUGUCCCCGGUCCCAAUCGCCUGCGUUUCGAUUUCGCGUCCCCGAAGCUGUCUUCUGGAAGCACUCAACCGGUAAUCCACUCGACCUGGAUUUGCAUCAACUACCUCCCCCUGGUCAAUUCCCCGCCAUUACAUCUGGUCGUACUACUCGGCAAGGAUUCGGAUGGAACGUAUGACGCAGUGCCCGAGCGAGUGGAGCGCGAAGGAAAUGGGUUGGAAACGGCACUUCGGAAGUAUCGAACGGCGGCGUAUCUAUGGCAGGCAUUUACGGGAGAGCAAAUGUUUCGCAACAAUCUGGGCCGGCGAUGCUUUCGCUUUGAGGAGGAAUGGCAGUCGGGCACUCUCAGCCGACGAGAUUCGGCCAUUCGACAGAUGCGCAACGAGGCUAAGAUUCACAUCAUCCGCACCGAGAAAACGGUAGCAGAGUUACGGGAUCUCAACGUCGCGCAGCAGUAUGAUGCCGCGAAGAAAAAGGACGAGUUGUUCAACAUCGCCAAGGAUGCUGUGCGCAAGCAUUUCAAUCCGCAACCUGGUCAAAAACAAUACGUUUCUGUCUUGUUGCUGGAUUCCCACUGGGACACGCAAGCUCAGACGAUUACCGGUCACGCUGCUUUAGGAUCAGGAGAUGACGAUAUCAAGAUGGCGAUAUUCGGGUCUCACUGCCUGCAGAGCUACCCCUCCUGCCUUGAAGAGGUAGUUGAUGCAUUCUCAGAUUGCACUCGGACGGACACCAAUUACGUAGCCAACGACUGCGGCGAGGCUGGAUCUAACUGGGAGUCCGCAAACCUCGGAAUUGGAGCACACUUGCACGAAGUUGGACAUCUGUUUGGGUGCCCUCACCAAGAAUCCGGCGUCAUGCUUCGCGACUACGUUCGUCUGAAUCGCUCUUUCUUGAUCAAAGAGCCGUUCUGCACUCGCACCAAAACACAGGGCAUGAAGGUCUGUUUACCCAACGACGAGUGUGGGUGGCAUCGCUUGGAUGCGCUUCGUUUCCGAUUCCAUCCUUGCUUCCGACUUCCUAGCGAUGCUUCGGUGAGCAACGAUGAGAGCGUCCAAGUGUGGCCCGUGGAGAAUGGAAAGAUCGUAUUUACGGCCUCUUCGGGCAUUGCAUUUGUGGAGCUGUACGCCGAAGACGACAAUGUCUGCCAUCAUUUCAUCGAAUACAUCAACAGCGAGUCCAGCGGCAACGGUUUGCCCAAGCAAGUGGCCAUCACCGAGACCGAGUUGAGGCAACAAGUCUUUGGCUCUGAGAAGGAGAAGAAAAAGAAGAUCAGAAUGGUGGUCUUCUCUGGUAACUUGGGAAGUUACACUGUGGAAGAUGUCAACGCUCUCAAGUCCAAAAACUCACUGGUCAAGCUUCCUAAGAACCAGUCCGGCUACAAGAGUGGCCAGCUUGGACGCUCUUCAAUGGAGGGCAGUGAGCCGGAGCAAUUACUUUUGGAAUGUGCCUUUAUCAAGACCAAGCUUUUGACGUCUAUCAAGGUAUAUCAUGGAUCUGCGGUGGAUGGUAUUGAGUUCUGCUACGAAGACAUGACCAGCCAACUCUUUGGCAAGCGUGGUGGAAAACCCGGGGGUGAUGAGUUUGUACUCGAUACCCGCCGCGGGGAGAUUUUGCUUGGUUUCUACGUCCGAGCUGGACUCUGGAUUGAUGGAAUUGAGAUUCUCACCAGCCUAGGGAGGAAAUCUGGAAUUUACGGAAAUGCCAAUGGUGGAUCAGGUCACACCUUAAUUCCACCUCUGGGAUAUAAAAUUGCUGGAGUCGCAGGCUCUAGCGGACCCUGGAUCGACGGCUUCUCACUCAUCGUUCAACACUGAACUGGAUCCAUUUAUUGAUAUCCCAAGCGCGACUCGAAGACAUACAAUUUCUUCAUUUUUCUCCCGCUUUUUUUUGGUCUCUCCAAUGAUAGGAUCGGCAUUUCCCAAAACAAUGGCCGGCUCGGGGCCGGCCAGCACAUAUAUACGCGGUUCUGUGGGGCUCCAGGUGCCUCUGUUUAUAUGCUUCUUUUCUCGUUUUGACGGGCGUUGUGGAGGACGGUGUUUGAACAGUUAUUCGUUGUACCAUUCAUUUCCUUUCUCAUUCUCUGUGGGAUGAACACGCAUUUGAGGACACUCCUUCAUGAUUUAUUCGUCCCAGGGCCAUGCUAACAGAAUUGGAAGCAUCUUGUAUAAGGAAAUAUUCAUAUUAUUGGGCUAGACAGGCUAUACAUAGUUAAUAUCAACGGAGAACGAGCAUUACGCUCAGUUCUUGUCAAAGAUACCUUGGUCGCGGAGCAUAGAGCAGUGAGCUGUAUACUGUUGUUAUGUUGCUAUGUUGCUAUGUCGUCGCCACCUCCGG